UUAACAAAUGAAUACGUUAGUAGACAAUUGUUCCUUUAGGGUAAAGGCGGCAGUGCGUGUGAACACAUCGAACUAAUUAUAGGUAUGGGCUGCAGCGCUGCAAAGAACUUAACAGUCGAGCCUUUAGAUGGCAAUAAAGUUACUGAGUUAUCUAACGGCCAUCCGGAUACGAGAAAAGUUUCCAUUCCGAGAAGCGUUUCAGACGUACCGCCGCUGGAAGGAGAGGAUCCCCAGACUGAAGUUCUAGAGACUGCCACUGUGAAUAAUUUACAGAAAGGAGCGAACGGAUUGUCGUUUGAGAUUGCCUUUCAAGAGGAAGGGGAAGAAAGUAUUAUUAAGAAACAUCCGCCGAAGAGGUUUCAGAGGCUAGAGGAGCAGCAGACUAGUCCGACGACGACCUUGGUCAAGCUUCAGGAAAAGCUCGACGAGGCCGAAAUUAGACGACAGCAGAUUCUGCAGCAGCGGGUUCAGUCGGCCAAGUACCGACACACCCUGAAAAAACAGUCGAGCGUGACGUCCUCGGAUGAGGAUCCUGAUCACCUGAAAAUACCUCUGGACGUACCUCAGCCCGCUAACCCCUACGAUGUUUCGUACAUUUGAGUCAGGUGUGCUGAUUAUAUCGGGGUUGGUUUUUACUUGCACCUAUCGAUUACGGGGUAUUUUUGAAAUUUUUAAAAAUUUUGCCAAAGUUGGACUAAUCCGAGGAUCAAAAAACUGAGUUAAAUUGACAUACAGUUGUAUUUUAAUUUAGAAAGUGUCAUAAGGGAGCUAGAAGAAUAGAUUGUAAAAUUAUUUCUAGCUUAAUUCGCGAGCGUUUGUGGAGAGAAUCCGAUAAAGACAAGCAAAAACUUGCGUUCCUCCCUAAACGCUCGAGUACUUAAAAACUAACAUCCAAAACAUCAAGUAAAGCUUGUUGUAUAUUUUAAUUUAGCUUUAUUAUCUCUUUAGUUUAUACAUCUUCAUUAACAUUAUAUUUAUAAUACCCGUAACUUUUUUAGUGAUUUAAUGGGAAUUUUAAUAAAAUUUCUUUAUUAUAUUAGUAUAUAAAACAACAUUUUAUUUAUUAACAUCAUUUACAAACCACUAUUUAUAUCGGGAAUGGUAAAUAUUACAAAAGUCUCGUUUCUUGUGGUUUUAUUUUAUAAUAAAUUGUACCUAAU
Messenger RNA from Zophobas morio, 1160 nucleotides. RefSeq lists its product as uncharacterized. The record is from RefSeq and is a predicted model, not a curated record. The coding region runs from base 85 to 600 and encodes 171 amino acids. The transcript has 4 exons. Lineage: Eukaryota; Metazoa; Arthropoda; Insecta; Coleoptera; Tenebrionidae.